Molecule: messenger RNA, 4179 nt
Organism: Suillus fuscotomentosus
Lineage: Eukaryota; Fungi; Basidiomycota; Agaricomycetes; Boletales; Suillaceae
Product: superkiller protein 3
Exons: 16
Coding region: 1-4179 (1392 amino acids)
Cellular component (GO): Ski complex
Molecular function (GO): protein binding
Source: RefSeq, a predicted model, not a curated record
AUGUCAUCAUUCGCGAAGUCCAAGUUGAAGGCAGCGAGAGAUGCUAUUGGAAAGAAAAAGUACGAACAAGCACGUGAAGCCGCUGCACAGGUUCUUGAAUACGAGCCUGAUAACUAUACUGCCCAUGUGUUUCUUGGUCUUGCUCUCUUAGAACUCGGCCAGCACGAGAAGAGCGAGCAACUUUAUCGAAAGGCCAUAGAACUCAAGGAUGAUCAAAUACUCGCAUGGCAGGGAAUUGCAAAGCUUCACGAACAAACUCAGAAGUGGAACGAUUUGGCGGAUACCCUGGAACACAUGAUGCAGAUAUUUGCCAAAAACGAUGAUGCCACAAAAUGUGCUGAGACCCUUCAAAAAUUAAUGGAUAUUCUCCGGCAACAUGGGACACGCCGUGAGGUCAUUCAAGCAUUAUACUUUUACCUACCAGAAUCCUCUUUGUAUCCGGUUCUUUCAACACUCCCUCCACCUAAUGCUACGAAUCCUACAUCGACCUCAAUUUUUCCUACUCAAUCGGCAAUCCACAAUUCACUCGCCGUCUAUGAGGAGCUUGUAUCCCUGACAGAGCGAGAAGAGGAAAUGUUUAUCAAGUCCGAGUUUGACAAGCGACGUACUCGCCUUGGAGCUCCUAAACCUGAGCAACUCAAGAAAGACAUUGGCAUCGAGAUUUGGCACUCGUCAAAGCUUCCAGUACUAUACAACGAUAUUCUUAAUCAUCCCAGCACCUCGGACGAACUGCGGCGCGCCACAGAAUCGAAACUCAUUCGAUAUAAAUACCAAUUGUUUCUGGCACUCCCCUCUACUGACCCAGAAAAACGCCAAGUUGGCAUGCAGUUGGAUGAGAUGGUUCACGGUAUUGUGACGAUUGGCAUUCCGGAUGAGUUUGCUUGGUGCAUCUGGUUUGAAGGGAAAGAUUAUGAUACAGUUGGUACUGGGCACGCCAUCAAAUUAACCAUGAUUACUGAAUUGGCUACUCUAGAGGGUCUUGGUCUUGCGUAUCUCAAGCAGUUCAUAGAACUCUUCCCGACAAGUACAUUGGCGCUGAUGUUGACAGGAUACUUGACAUACAACAAGGCUGCUUAUGGUGACGAAGAAUCAACAGAAGAACUGACCUUUGCGGUGGAUAGCGACCCUUAUGGCACUAUUCUUGAUGCCUUUUCAGCACUCCCGGACUCAUUACUAGCGAACAUGAUCACAGCCCGAGUCCAUUUACAGGAAGUCGAAUACACAGAUGCCAUCAAAGUCGCUGAAAGCGGUCUGGAAUUGGUGCGCAGGUAUGAGUCGAACGCAGCUCGUGAACUCCAAGAAGUGCGCAAGGCCUUUCACAUUAUUCUGGCCACAUCCUUCGUCCACCUGUUUCCUCCAAAGCACCACCCUCGCGCCCUUUAUUUCUUAAAUGACGUCCUGAAGCAAGAUCCUACCAAUGUGGACGGAUUGAUGGGGAAGGGGUAUGUUUUCCGAUACGCUGAAAAAUGGGAGGAGGCGGAGGUGCUAUUUGCGCAAGCAGCGGAGCAGCUCCCUGACGAUGUUGACAAAGGUGUGGAAGCAAAAGAGGAGAGUGCGUGGUGCCUUAGUCGGAUGCAUGCGGAUGCUGGCGUAGAUGCUUUGAAAGAGGUCUUUGAAACCUUGAAGGAUAUCGAGGAUCGUGACACCGGAGAGUCUCGCGAGGAAGCUUUCAAAUACUUCAUCACAUCGCUCAAACACAAUCGCGAAUAUGCACCAGCAUACACUUCGCUAGGUGUAUAUUACUCAGAACACGCGUCACCGCCCGACCAUACUCGAGCUUCGAAGUGUUUCCAGAAAGCGUUUGAACUGGAUGCUCGUGAAUCAGAGGCUGCGAGGCGCCUUGCGGAAGGCUUCGCUGACGAGCGUGAAUGGGAUUUGGUUGAGGUAGUGGCUCGGCGUACUAUAGACGGUGAAGGCGGGAUGGGUGCGGGUAUGGGGGAAGGAGAUGGCGCAGCUUCAGGAAAGUAUCUUCCGACAAACGCGUGGGCAUGGAAGGCUCUCGGUGUUGUUGAGCUGAUAAGGAGGAACUAUGCGGAAUCCAUCAAGGUUUUUCAAGUGGCACUCCGAGCAGAUGUCGAUGACCAGCUCUCCUACAGUAAAGCCGGCCGCCAUGCCGCUGCCCUCAGGGCACUUGGUAGAGCUCACGAGCUUCAACCGGACGACUGGAUGUGUACAUACUUUAUAGGGGAAGUCCAACGGCAAGCGGGAAGGCUUGCAGAAGCUCUUACCUCUUUCCAGUCUAUACUGGAUGUUCGUCCCACUGAAGCCGGUGUCCUUUUAUCUGUUGCACAGACCUACCUCGACUUAGCCCGGCAUCAAAGGUUUACCGGGUUUGUUACCCGAGCUGAGCAGUCUUUUAUCUCCUGUGUCAACGUUGUGUUAGUCGCCAUCCGGGAAAGCCCGGGAUAUCGUGGAGUCGCCUGGAAAAUCGCUGCUGAUGCUCUAUUUGAUUUAUCGGUAAUCACUGUCUUCGCAGAUGAAAAUUACGUCCGCGAAACCGUGACCGUGGUCUGUGAAAUCAUACAAGACCAAAGUAGCGCUCGGCUGGCCGGUCUAUUCAAGUUCACAACUCUCUCUCCGGACGACCGAAUCACCGGGCUGAACGUACUCGAAGCUGCUGUCGCUGCCUACGAUUACCGCAUCACAGUGGGCUCCUCCGACGAAACCGCUCUCCCAAGCUCAUUGUACGACCUUGCUGUAGCCCUGCACGAGUGGAUUUUGAAACAGCCAUCCGGUACCACAGGGAAAGCCUUGGAGGCAACAAACUCAUUCUUGGUUCAAGCCCUACAGAUAGAGCCUGGAAAUGUCAGGUUCUGGGUCGCAUUGGGUGAUCUUCACUUCGCACAAAAGCCGAAACUGUCGCAACAUGCAUAUAUCAAGGCGAUCGAAGUUGACACCAAGAACGUGGUGGCGUGGACCAAGAUUGGUCUCCUCUACCUAUAUCAUAACGAUAUUGAGUUGGCUACCCAAGCAUUUACGAAGGCGCAAACUCUUGAUCCGGAUCAUACCCUGGCUUGGAUUGGCCAAGCAUUGAUUGCAAUAACAAACGGUCACGAAGCAGAUGCUCGUACAUUACUUGAGCAUGCAGUCAGCAUGACAGCAGACGUGGUGAAUACAUCCCCGCCGCCUUAUAUUUUUCGUGCACCCAAUACAGAUCGCCUUUUAACUGCCUUCUUCGUCCUCGGGCGCUAUUCCCAACGCUGCCCGGCUGAUGCCUGCGGCCUGCAUAUCUUCGGUCUGAUUUGCGAACACCUUGGAAAACUUGAACAGGGUGUGGAAUACAUAAGUCGUGCAAUUACUCUUCUAGAAGCAGCAUACGAGGAGAAGGAGGAUCCCAUAGUCGAACGCCAAUUUGUCAUCGCACACACCAACAUCGCGCGACUCCGUCUUGGGUUGCAGGACUAUGAAGGAUCAUUGGCAUCUUUCGAGAACGCUCUAAGUCUACUUCCUGAAGAUGCAGAGCGGGAAUCACAGAUUCUACGCGUACAAGCUCAAUACGGGUCUGGGUUAGCGUCUUUCAAGAUGGGUGAUCUUCAGGCCGCCAUGGCGGCAUUUCAAGCUGCUUUGGAAAGCGCCGCUGACGAUCUUGUUCUCCGAGGACAGGUUACUGUUCUGCUGGCACAGACGAUGUGGGCGAUUGGGACACCCGAGUUCCGCGAGUCUGCGAAAGGCUUGUUACUUGAUUGCAUCACCGCCGAUCCAGAAAAUUUGAUGGCAAUCAACACUCUAGCUGGAAUGGGGAUACUCACUGAAGACGAUGGGCUAGUUGAUGCCGCGCUCUCCGAAAUUCUGUCACUCCCCGUAGAACAGAGACUUGAGCUCGAUCCUCGAAGAGACGUGACGUAUCUCCUCGUGCAACAUUAUCUUGGGCUGGGCGACUCUGACAAGGCAAUUAAAAUCGCGCAAAAAGCCCUUCAUGUUGAGCCUUCGAAUCUGCAGAUGAGGCGAGAAGUCGCAUCUUUGUUGCUCAUGCAGGGGGAAGGAGACGCUGCGUCGGCCAUCCUGGCAUCUGUAGCGCUGAAUCAAAACAUUGCAGAAGCAAAGACCACUCUUGCAUUAUCGGUACUUGCACAACCAAUACAGUCUCAAAGAAGUGCACAAAAAGCCAUCAUGCUGGAACCCGGUCAACUGCGAAACUGGCAGACUUUGGCUUAUGUUCGAGCACAGGAAUCGCUGUGA